Molecule: messenger RNA, 447 nt
Organism: Rotaria sp. Silwood2
Lineage: Eukaryota; Metazoa; Rotifera; Eurotatoria; Philodinida; Philodinidae
Source: the annotation of a GenBank genome assembly
AUGUUUUGUUCGCCAAUAAAUGCUUCAAAUGACUGGUCGACAUUUGAAGCACGUGAUAUUUAUCCAAUUGCUGAAAAAUGUAAUUGUGUAUUUCCGUUUAUAUACCAGAAUAACGUUUAUAAUGAUUGUACAACUGAUGGAUAUAAUGGAAAUAUACCAUGGUGCUCAUUAACAACAGAGUAUCAGGGAUUAUUUACUUAUUGUUAUGACUUUUGGAAUUCGACACUAAAAUGUCUUCCUUCAUUUAAAGUUUAUGGAAGAACUUUUACUAAAUGUGAUUAUUUAACAAGCAAUACCAAGUACAAACAAUGUAAAACAAAUAAUAGUGAUGUACCAUAUCGUUAUUGUAUAGAAGAUCAUAUUGUAAAAACUCUAAAACCUUUAUAUCAUCUGAAUGCAUGUCAUCCAGCUUAUAAAAAAUUAUAUUCGUUCCAUUCAAUGUGGUAA